Molecule: messenger RNA, 7835 nt
Organism: Spirometra erinaceieuropaei
Lineage: Eukaryota; Metazoa; Platyhelminthes; Cestoda; Diphyllobothriidea; Diphyllobothriidae
Source: the annotation of a GenBank genome assembly
AUGCUGAGCAUGUCUACUAUCACUAUGAAAGAAGCCACGUGUAAGUUAUUGCCCCGGCUGUCGCUCUGUUGUUGAACACAUGGUCGAACUGUCAUGUUGAUGCGGGAUGCGUAGCGGUGGUCUGCGAUGCUUUGCCACAGAUUAUUGUGGAAACGUAUGUGACCGAGCGGGCCCACGCGCGACUGAAAUAAAGCCAUAGAUCUGGGCAGCUUUGGCUGUAAUUCUGUCAGCGUGUGGCGAGACAUCAAGAUAAUUAUAAUAAUAAUAAUAUCUGUGAAGUUUAAACCUAAAUCCUUGAUGGUGGUACAUUCAGUCAUAGGUUUGCCCUGACAAGAGACAAGAGAUCGGCGAUCGUGUCUCCAUCUUCAGGAGAGAACUCCAUUAGCCAUUUUGAGCUCCAAGCUGAGAGAGCAAGCAAUCAGCAUGGGUUUGCUCCAGGCAAUGAAGGGUCGUAUAUUUAUUGAAGGAAUAUACACCAUUGAGAUUAUCAGCAUAAAUAAAUGAUUGAGAAUGUUUAACUGUCAACGAGAUAUAAUUUAUAUACAACAGGAACAAAGGAGGACCUAAAACGGUACCUUGCAGGACACCAAUUACAAUACGGCUCUCAUCGGAAAAUGAAGAUCUAAUUAAAACCUUUUGUUUACAAUUAGACAAAUGAUCAUUAUGAAGAGAAGUUAACAAAUUGAUAAACGAUAUAUGACACGAUUCACAAGAACGAUCGGGUACUAAGCCAUGUUGGGAAGAGCUAACAACUUUAUUAGCUAUGCAGCAGUCCGUAAUUAUCAUGACAAUAAUAUUUCGAUGUGUUUGGCAAGAGAGAGCGUUUUAAGAACACUUCGAUUAUUUUGACCUUCAGAACGACAGCCGCAUUUAAAUACUGAAAUAAUAACAGAAGUUUUCGAAUGAUCAGGAAUAAACCAUUCUCGAGAAAGAUUGAAAAGAGUUUUCUAGGCACAUACCGUUAACUAUGUUGGUUCUGUUCUGUGAACACAAUUGCUAUUUGGAAUAAAUUAUCAAGGAGUGCGAAAAUUCUGCAAGAUUAUUCUUUGUCAAAGAGAACUAUUACUGUUUUUUGCAUUAAGAAAAACUCGCCUAAAUUUUGAGCGCUGAAUAUAACGAUCUUAUCUACCGUAGUAAUGGCGUUCGUGGUCUCUAAUCCCCACGACCGGUCUCACCAGGGACAAUUUAUUCAGUCAACAGUGACAGCUGUGCUUCAGUGCCUCUGUUUGAUCCAGUCCCAACUUCAUGAUAAAAAAUGGAGACUGAAACUACCCGAUGCAGUUGCCCCUCCCUAUUUUGACUGUCGUCAUUUUAUGUGCAACAGUUUUUUCCUCCUGAAACCCCCAAACUUUAAGAAAGACCAUUCUCUUUAUUUCUUUAUCAGGAGUUUUACACUGCUGGUCGGAUUUGCGUUUAAUCUUUCUCUGACAAUGCCUGUACAGUGGCAUUAAAUACAAGUAUUAUUAUAAGCGACUCUCCGAUAAGCCGACAGAAGUACCCUACUAACUGCGAAGACACAAAUUCUGCUGCGAUUGGCCGAUCACUUCAGAAUCGUCCUUAACCGCCUCUCCACCAUCUUAGACGGCGUCAGCGGCCGUCUGGUCCAGGUAAAGACCGACGUGGAUCUCGACCAAACACCCUUUCUGCACGAAACCAUCAAGGCCGCGCAACAGCUGUCCAGCGGGAAAGCGCGCAAAUCGGACGUGAUCGAUGCUGAGAUAUACAGGCACGGUGGCCCCCAAAUUGCUGAUAAUCUUACGGCGAUCUUCCAGGAGAUGUGGCGUCAAGUGGAAGUCCCUCAGAAUUUUAAUGACGCCUCAAUCGUUCAUCGCUACAGGUGGAAAGGGAGUCGUCAAUCUGUGACAAACACCGAGGCAUCUGCCUGUCAAACAUCGCCGGGAAGAUCUUCGCUCUCAUUUUUCUUAACCGGCUAAACGACCAUCUGAAACAGGAUGUCCUUCUGAAAAGCCAGUACAGUUUCCGCCGCCAUCGUGGGACCACGGACAUGAUCUUUGUCGCCCGCAAACUUCAGGAGAAGUGACCGGAAAUACUGACCCACCUAUAUUCUACCUUUGUGGAUCUAACGAAGGCCUAAUACACGGUGAAUCGCGAUGGACUGCGGAAAAUCUUGCAGAAAUUUGGCUGUCCCGAACGAUUCACUCAGAUGGUGCAUCACCUCCGCGGUGGCAUGAUGGCCCGCGUCACGGACAAUUGAACCGUAUCAUAGGCAUUGAUAGUAACCAAUAGAUUGAGGCAUGGCUGCGUCCUCACGCGUAGCCCCUUCAGUCUCAUGUUCUCUGUCAUGCUGAUUGACACCAACCGUGACGAACAGCUCGGGAUCCACGUCGACUACCGAACAGACGGCCCACUCCUCAAUCCGCGACUGAUACACUCCCAGUUGCAUUUCCAAUAACAACGGAACAUUUUCUCGGACUACUUGACCGUCUGCAGUCUUUUAUCACACAAUUUCUCUAAGGGUUGUUGACAUAUUACUAAUCGGAUGGUUUCCAAACCGUCAGGAAAUGUGGAGUUUGAAAUAAAUUUUUUUAUCAUCCACGCUCUUUGCAGACUCACAACGGCACGAUACCUCAGAAUGACGACUUCGAAGUAGGCUGAAAAGUGUUGGAGCAUGAAACACAGCCUAUUAUUCCCGUUUCAUUAUGUCUGCCUAGCAACCACCCUGCCUCAUUCUGCCCGACGCAUUCGAGAUUACAGCUGGGUGUUCAGUCAAAUUCACGUAAUUGAGGCAAAUAGACGUGAACCUCUGAGUGGCCUAUUUGCAACGUAAAAUUAGGCGCGGUGUACAGAAAAGCACGUGAGUUGAAAUAAUUUAAAAAGGCCCAUAAUGUUGUGACGAAUUGAGCGUGAGUCUCAGGGGCUGGUAUCGGUCUUUCAUUGUUCUUAUUCGUUUUAAUGAAUAAAUAUGUCAAGAUUUCUUUUCAAGCAUUGUAUCGAUGGUGACAUCAAAACAUGCGCGAGGAGGGCAUUCCAUGGCUUGCCCACUCGGGCAGAGAAGGAGAACUUCCGCACAUUCAGCUUUCCUGCUGCGGGCGCAGCUUUAACGGGUGACAUCGGAGGUUGAUCGUGGUAGCAAAUUUAUGAAAGUCCUUAAAGGCCAGGCUGUAGCCCAAUCCCAUUACACUACGAAAUGUUUAAAGAGAUCACCCGCAAUUGCCUAUAUCUCGAAGGGAAGCGGUUCCAAUUUGUAAGAAGAGUUGCAUUAGGAAAAGAGCUUUAACCCCUUACCAAUUUCGUGGAUCUCCUCUGACCUCUUUCGAGAUAAUUUCGAUCUUCAACCGCCCAUGACCUCUAGGCUUUUAUGCCAUAUUCCAAGUGUGGCCGCACGAAUUUUUCGAAUAUCUUCGAGAAGACGCCUUCGUCAGAGUCCAAAAAUGCUCGCUUUAAGGCGCACAGUACGGACAUUGCGUUUUUCUCUCUCUCUCGAACUUUGAGCGGAUAGUUUUAAGGGAGUUUACAAUCAGUACGCCGAGGUCCUUUUUGGCUUUGACAUCUCGUAAAGCCACACCAUCGAAAAAGCCGUCUCUUUUGCAGUCGGAUCUGGCCAGGUUACCUAGACAAAGUAAAAUAGACUUGCUGAUGUUGAACCACAUGAGCUAACAUGUGGACCACUUCUCCAACCGCUUUAAGUCCAUUUUAAGUCUAUCUUUCUCGGUAGGACCCCGGAUCACGAUUCUUAUUUUAAUGUCGUCAGCAAAAAAUGGCUGUUUUACAGUUCAAAGCUCUUGCAUGAUCGUCCACAAAUAUUAGGAACAAAGUGGGUCCCAGUACUAUAUCCUGGGGAACAUCACUCUUGACCCGAGUAAAAUCUGAUUCUCCCUGGUGCCGACCCACAAGAAAGUUUUGGAUAAUUUUCAGGAAGUUAAUUUGAUGUGAACCGUGUGCCUCUCGUCAAGAGCUCGGGUCCUGCUAUGCAGAGAUUGCAGUAAGUUUGUCGAACCGGACCUUCCCUUCCGGAACCCGUGUUGGUAGUUCGAUAGCAAGUAGUGGACUUCCAGAACUGCACCAAUUCAAUCUUUAUGAUCCUCCCCAUAACAUUGAAGAGAAUGCCUGUCAGGUUUAUGGGCCUGUAAUAUGUCGCAGACGUUCUGCUACCGCCUUUGCAUAGUGGAGUUAUAUACCCCAGCUUCCAAUCGAUAGGGAGUACCCCAGUGUCAAACGACGUUUGAAAGAGCAUCGGAAGAGGCAUAAGAAGUUACCUGGCAAGUUCUUUGAGAAGCUUAAGUGGAAUCUCGUCUGGUCCUGGAGACUUCGAUUAAUUCAAUGAGCCUAAUUCUUUUCGGAUACGAUAUUCUGAAAAUCGUUUAUUGCUUAUGCAUGGAGCCGACAGUUAUCCUGUAUAAGGAGGAAGGAACCUUGCCAUGUUUAUGCAGACUGGCUGGAAAAAACUAAAAAAAAAUACACAGGUUUAUCCCUACUAUCAGCAAUUCCAACGCCAUUGGUAGCACUUAUUAAGGAGAUUUGAUGCCUGUUCCUUCUACUUGACAAUUAGGAAGGAAAUAUGAAAGAAUAAGGAUAAAGGAGAAUUUAGCAAGCAAGAUAUGGAAAGAAAUAAACAAAAUUAUACGAAGGAAAAGCGAAAUUAUUCGUAUUGUAAUAGAAAUCCCGACUCUCUAAUCGUGCUAGGUCCAUUUACCCAGGUCUGCGCCGCCUGAACAAUCCAUCAAUCGUCUCACAACUACCUGACAACAAGCUUAGACCAAGUUAUUUAGCAAACCGUUUGACUUAUCCAAUCAGUAACCCUUAUCAUGAACCUCAUAACUGCCAAGCACUAACUUAACACUAAGUCAUAUUUCAGACCAUAAGCCUAGCCCUAACCCUAACCCCAAGUACUAACCCCAACCUCACACCUAAUCCUGGCACUAAGUCUAACGCAAACCCUAACCACAAAACUGAGCACUAACAAACUAUAAACCUGAACACUGGCUCCGACCCCAUCCACAACCCUAACCCCGACCCUGUCCCUAUUCCCUAAUCCCAGCCCUAACCCCAAUCCCAAAACUAAUUUCUACCCUAAUCUCUAACCCCAACGCUAAUCCCAGCCCUUACCCCUGGCCCCAUCCGAAGCCCCGACCAUAACCCUAACCAAACCAUAGGACCAAACCCAGCGGCAAACUUCAUCAUGAACUGAACUCCUGACAAACCCUAAUUCACCACCCAAACUUAACCCAACUCUAUCGGAAUUUGAAAUUCGUGCGAAUUAACCGGGUUGAAAUUACAACAGCCAGCGCCAUUUAUCAGGUCCCACGAUCUGUAUAGGGUUGUUUGUACGAUGAGACACUUUUGGGGCGUGGAACUGGGAUGGCGAUGACAUAAAUGCGUGUCGGUGAAGAUGGUCGGUGUUCCUCCUUCUCAACAUCGCCGACCCUCCUUCACGCGACUUACUGUAAUACUCGCGUCGCCCUUCCUCUCUGUGUCGGCAUCGCUCUCGGCCCUCCCCUGUCGUUGCCCACAGCGAUGCGUACACCACCGGCUGUUUAGUUGGCAUAUCACUGUAGCCUCUCUAUCCAGAGAGGUUAUCCUUUGUUGCAGCUCACCCCGUUUGUACAAUCAAUCACAUUUAUGUGCAUUUCCAGUUUCCAUCUCUCCCAGUUUACCUUAUCGCCUACCUAACCUUUCUUCUUUCCUUGCGCAUUGAUGAAUACUGCUCCAUGCCAACGACUCGGUUCAGCUCGGUUUCGACCAGGAUCUUCUUCCGGGACUUCGCUACCUCGCUAUAUGCUGUCCUUGACGUCCUCGGCCACUACACAUUGGAAUCAGCCAGGAAUAUUCUAAGAACACUCGCGGGAAAAAACUAACCAAUUAUCGAGUAGGCGUUGGUGACCAAUGGGAAAGGCGUGGGCACCGACGACCCUACAAGAUUCCACUUGCAAUUUGGCCAGACGGUAGUCGAAGGUCUUUCAAUUCCUUGGUGUCACAUUCGGUAAGCAACCAUGUUAGUGCUAGUAAAGUGAACCAGAACAUGCUUCAUGGACCCGUUGUUUGCCGUGUAUACUUUUCACUUGCGAAGGCACUUACCGUCUUACAGACAACAUCCUCUAUGAGCUCAAUGCUCUUACAAGUACAUUCACCACGCGCAGUCGUUACAGACGUCUAGGGGACUGUUGACUACCCCACUUUCCAAUUUUUUUUGAAACCAUGCGGCUCGCUCAUACACUGGACGCGCGCCAUUGAAGCUUUCGAUGCCACACCAGCGGGUUUUACCUGCCAGACAGACGAGUCAGCCAGUAAUCUGACUAGCACCCUACUGACAAUCCGAAGGUAUUAUGAAUUAACAGCUCGCUAGUGUGCUGUUACCAGAACGGUGCCGUAUUUGAUUGACUAAAUGAUUACAGUGCUAUCACUGAAGUGAAAAGCACAAGUUACUGCAGUCAUGACUGAAAAAUACCUCCUGGUUGCUAUUUAAGCCCAUCCCGAAUAGUCAUUAGUUAAUUUGGCCAAACGUCUUUUUAGCUUGUGCACAGAUACUGCGUUGUUUGUCUGUGGACCUGAUGUCAUGUUAAAUAGUUUGUUUUCGUGUUCUACGUAGCGCAUACGAAGAAAGCGGCACCAUACUUGAGAUUGUGACGUGCUGAGGAUCUAGGAAACAUGAAUAUGCUGUAGGCGGAUGUGCUUUGUGGGAAUUUAGUGGGGAGCAACAUACGUGUCUCGUUACGUUUCUCAUGGAACCCGACUCUAAAACCGGAAAGUUGGGGUUACGCACAGGGUAACGUUCCGGAACUCAAUGUAAGCUUACCCCAUCGUGGCUUAUGGAAUUAUUAUUAUGCACCCAUCAUAAUCCACUUAGCAAUUGGUUCUAUGGUUGCCUCAUCAGGUCGCCGUUUUGGGAAUUUUUCUCACAACUAAUUUGCAACAGCGUUCUAGAUGGCGGUGACAAUCGCAUUCACAAUUAGAAAACCGACCUAUUUCAACAUCAUUCACCAACUGCCUUUAGCUCUCACAGUUGCGCAGAAGGUCUCUUGUGCCCUUAAUUUGACCCCAUCUCACCUAGUAGUCAAGUCAAGAGAUUCAUUUUUUCUUUUAGUCGCUCCUCAUUUUUCUUUAUUUCACGAAUCCUCUUCUAACCUGUUUUUCUCGGGGUCUUUUAGCUGUUGGCCGUGUGUAUCAGCUUUCAGUGCACCUACCUGCCUUUUGCCACUUCGAGAUGAACGACUCUUAUUUAAGCCUUUUAUUUGUCCCGUGGAAUUUUUUUAUUUUUAGAGUUCACUCGUUCUCUUCAGUAGGUGAUUCACUGUCUCCUACAGACCACCUACAAUGCGUCCAGUGAUAUACUUCAACCCAAUCGCUCUGCCGAAGACAAAACAUUAUGUGUAAGUUGGUUGUACUACCACCUUCUCUAACUUCUUCUUAAAUCUAAAGACCUCUCUGGAACCGGCAUGUGGUCUCCCCUAAGUUCACUCCCGGUGACCCACAGCUUCGAAUGUUCCUCCCCCCUUUCUGGAUGAAAAUGAUUUACCCAGGUAAAGAUUGCCCCAAGUGCCUGGCCGUCUUUAAGGUCCAUCCUCAGUAUGUUUCGGUUUCUCUAUGUAAUGCACUCCCCCUUCUAGGAUGACUCAGUUUGAUGUAAGACAGUACUUGGAGAAAAUCUAUAAGGUGCCCGUCGCCAGCGUCCGGCUUAAGAUGCUUUACCACGAUUGUAGGUCCUUGCCCUCGUAAAUGGUUUACAGUAAUUCCUCGUUUCCGUUUUAGUGGCACCUCUUGACGCUGCCGAAGAUCCCAAAAGGGCUGCUGGAUUUACUUUGCCCCAUUCGCUUCCGAGGGAACCCGAGCGAUACGAGAAACUAGCGUACGUGCACCUGGUGAGUGUCAUGACUUGA